Myxocyprinus asiaticus (Chinese sucker) is the source of this 8986-nucleotide messenger RNA. RefSeq names its product nuclear factor of activated T cells 5a (gene nfat5a). The transcript has 12 exons. Gene Ontology annotation, biological process: calcineurin-NFAT signaling cascade; regulation of transcription by RNA polymerase II; cytokine production. Gene Ontology annotation, cellular component: transcription regulator complex. Bases 1032 to 5258 code for a protein of 1408 amino acids. Gene Ontology annotation, molecular function: DNA-binding transcription factor activity, RNA polymerase II-specific; transcription factor binding; RNA polymerase II cis-regulatory region sequence-specific DNA binding. Lineage: Eukaryota; Metazoa; Chordata; Actinopteri; Cypriniformes; Catostomidae. The record is from RefSeq and is a predicted model, not a curated record.
GACCUGCUCCCUAAAGAGCUGCAGUUGCCCUCGGUAGUUCAGCAGGACAACUCCACCAUGAGCCAGAAGAGCGGUGGAGAGGCUGGACCUCCUCCUCCAGCUGCCCUGGCCUCAGGAAGCUGUGGAAUCUUUAAGGGAGGCUGCCCAGACUAAUAUCAGUGUUUUGCAGCAAUAAAUUUGAGGUAAAAGAAAAAUAAAAAUCAACCAAUUCCAAAUCCAAGCUAAAACUAGGACAGUGAAACAUUUUUUAUUUACUGUAUUCAAAAACUGGCCCAAUAAAUUUGUCGAUGUCAAAAAAUACAUGUUGUAUUUAUACUUUAAAAUCAAAAUGAUGAUUUUUACUCAAAUUAUUCUGACCCAAUUUGCUAAUAUCUCCACUGGAUGACCAGCACUUAUUGUUCAUUCGAUGUCAUUUGUCGUUUUUAUUCCAGGGAGUUCCCUCUGAAUCAGGGAGAGUCUGCAUAUAAAAUGGUCUGCAGUUCUCUGCUUUGUAGGUCAGAAGCUUGUUUAUUCUGUCUCCAUGGAUACGUUCAGUCCCAACCAAAUUGCCCAAUUGGCGUGCAUUAGUCGAUACCUCAGAAUUAUCAUUGGCCAGUUUUAUUUGUGUAAGAGAGGAUGUUUUAGAUCAGCGCUGGAUUAUACAGCACUGACUACAAAAGCUCUCUAUACCCCAUGCAUGUUAUGUUCUCAAUUUUUUAUGGUAGGACUCAAAAGUAAUUGGACAUUUGGGCCAUUAUUGUGGUUUUAAAUAAUGAAUUGUAAAGAUUUAAAGAGGAAUUCCUUAUAUAUGAUCAUGUAUCAAACAAAAAAAGGGAUUGGAAAAGUAUGAGCUUGAAUUACUUUAAUUAGAAAUUUCCCUGCGGAAAAUUAUCAGCUUUAACCAGCCUAAGCUGGUUUGCUGGGCAGCUAACAGACCAGCCUAUCCAGGCCGGGAGACCAGCUAAGACCAGCAAACAGUCUUAGACUGGUUUAAGGUGUUUUUCAUCAGGGUUAACAUAUCAACCAAAGGCAGUCAAAAAGGGUUCAGGGCAAUGACCAAAUAUCAUGUCCAGUUUCACUGCCUGAUCGGGACUGCUUGCCAAGCUUGCAUGGACCAGGUUUGUUUGACGUUUUGUAUUGUGCACACUACAGAUGCUGCUGCCACCUGCGCCGUUUCCUCCCCUGGAGGCCUCAGCAGUACACUUUCUUCCUGUCCCAGCAUGCUCUCUGCUACCUCAGUCCAAGAGCAGACCUCCAGGCUCCACAGUGGUCCCCCGUCAGAGGGGAUGGGAGUGGAUCCUGGACCAGUGGUAGCCAUCACUGGGGUAGCUGUGGGUGAUGCUGUCGGAUCAACACAGAGCCAGGCGACCCCCUCGAAACGACGGACUGUCCUGAGCAUCUCUCCACCUCCAGAAGAUCUGUUGGAUGACAGUCGCAUGUCCUGCCAGGAUGACCUGCUGCCUAACCCGGACUCAGAGCAGAGUGGUAGCAUGUGGAUGGACGAAUCUGUGUCCAACUUCAGUUUGGCCAGCAGCAGUUCAUACAAUGACAAUACUGAAGUGCCCCGAAAAUCUCGCAAGCGAACUCCUCGCCAGCGGCCAGGGCCAAAACCUGCAGCCCGGGAAGAAGCAGGCAUGGAUGUUUUUGAUGCAGACAGCGCCAAAGCGCCACACUUUGUUCUUUCUCAACUUGGUUCAGAUGUCAAAGUCACACCCAAAGUGAGCUCCCUGGAAGUGUCGAACAAUCAGAAAGGUGGUGUUCUUUCCAUUCAGUACCCGCAGAAGAGUGAAGGGAAGGAGCUAAAGAUUUUGAUUCAGCCGGAGACUCAGCACAGAGCGCGAUACCUCACAGAGGGCAGCAGAGGAUCCGUCAAAGACCGUACACAGCAAGGAUUCCCUAAAAUCAAAUUAGAGGGAGUCAAUGAACCAGUGGUGCUCCAAGUUUUUGUGGCUAAUGACGCUGGGCGUGUGAAGCCUCAUGGGUUUUAUCAAGCCUGCAGAGUGACUGGGCGCAACACGACAGCCUGUAAGGAGGUGGAUAUCGAAGGGACCACAGUCAUUGAAGUAAACCUUGAUCCGAGCAACACUAUGACGCUAGCAGUGGACUGUGUUGGAAUCUUGAAGUUGAGGAAUGCUGAUGUUGAAGCUCGUAUAGGGGUUGCUGGCUCCAAAAAGAAGAGCACUCGUGCUCGUUUGGCCUUCAGAGUCAACAUCCCAAGACCAGAUGGAUCUGUCCUAACCCUCCAGACUCUCUCUUCUCCCAUCCUAUGUACUCAACCUGCUGGAGUGCCUGAAAUCCUAAAGAAAAGUCUUCACAGUUGCUCUGUGGCAGGAGGAGAGGAGGUCUUUAUUAUCGGCAAGAACUUCCUCAAAGGAACCAAAGUUGUUUUUCAGGAAAAUUCUUCAGAUGAGAGUGGCUGGCAGGCUGAAGCAGAAAUUGACAUGGAACUUUUCCAUCAGAAUCAUCUAGUGGUGAAGGUUCCUCCAUAUCAUGACCAGGCAGCGACCUCCCCAGUGUCAGUGGGGAUUGCCGUGGUGACAGACGCAGGGAGAACACAUGAUGUACAGCCUUUUACCUACACCCCUCUAACAGAGAAAGUUGAUAUUCCAGUGAAGUCAGAAUUGCCAGCCACAGUCGAGACUUGCACCUAUGAAGAGCAGAUAAAAGCAAUGCAAACUGAGACCAGUUGUAUAAACAAUGUCAUAAUGUUACCGGUAGUCAAACGUGAAGAACCUAUGGAAGUCUCCUGCAAUGCAACACCAUCAAACAUUUUCAAGCCUGUAGAUGACCUUAGUUCAACCCAACAAAUCUUGGAGAUAAGUAAUGUCCUUCCCUCUGGCAGUAAGUCUUUUCCAAGCCCUGUGCCUCUCCAACCUGUUGACUCACAACAGCCAGUGGCUCAGAUUUGUACUUCUCAAGAAACCAUGUCCAACAUUCCCAAGCAGGACAUUUCUUCACCUGCAUCAUUCCAAGUGUCCUUAUCUGAAGACACAACAGUUCUCCAGCCUGUUCCUCCACAGGUCCCUCAGCAAUUCCUGCGGGAAACCCCUGAGACUUUGUCUCCGGAAGAUAACAGUGCAGAUGGAAGUGGAAUGGUAUUAGUGGGCAUAGAGUCUCGGUCUCCUUCAUCCCAGCAGCCACAGAUUCAGACACUUUUGCCCCAAGAUGGGGUUACACAGCUGGAGAGAGCAGUACGAGAGCUGCAAGCACAACAGCAGCAGCUAAAUUCUGUGCUUUACAGCUCAGCACUGUCUGCAGAGAGUCUCCAGCAACAUGUCCAGGAAAAUAUGAACAGUUUGAGGCUGGGUGGAAAUGAGAGUACCCUAACCAACCAGCAACAGCAGCAGCAAGAGCAGAAUAUAUUGGAUAAUUUGCAACAACAGCAACAGAAGGCACUAGUGGAUUUACAACAUCAACAGACAGUCCUUGAAAAUUUGCAACAGCAUCAGAAAGUCCUUGAAAACCUCCAGCAACAUGCUCUUGGUAACUUGCAGCAACAGCAAACACACAAAGUUUUAGAGAACCUGCAGCACCAACAUCAGCACCAGAAGGUUCUUGAGAACAUUCAGCAACAAAGUUCUAUAGUCACUCUGCAGCAUCAAAAGGUUUUUGAUAAUAUCCAACAGCAGCAACAGCAUCAGAAGAAUCUAGAAACUCUUCAGCAUCAGGAAGUAUUAGAGAGCCUAAAACAGCAAUUGCAGUCAGAGCUCUUGCAGACACAGAUUCAAAUGCAGUGCACACCCAGCUUCACUAGCGAUCCGCAAAGCUCCACACAGGCUAGUGCUCUCUCACAACCCUCUGAAGGCUUCCUCCAGAACCCACCCCAGCAGCAAAUGCAGCAGCAGACUUCGCUAUUCCAACAGACUGGAGGUCUUAUGACCAUUCAAACAUCCAGCUUUCUUCAGCAGCCAUCGUCCCAGCCCUCGCCUCCACAGCAGCUUUUUCAGAGUCAUAACCCCUUAACUGAAACGCAGGACACACAGACAGUACUCUUUGGAACCACAAAGGCGCCACAAGUCCAAGCAACCUUAUUUCCUGGAACUAUGACCAUGCUAACAAGUACCAAUCUGCCGUCAGAGCAGCAGGCUUCCUCAACUAGUCUGUUUAUUGCGCAAAGUGUGUUGCCUAGCCAGCUACCAUUGGAUAAUAACCAGAACCAGCAGCAACAACAGAUAGCUUUCCUCACACCCAUGCAGACUUCUGGAACAGAAGCCCAGACUGUCUCAAUUUUUCAGGGACAACCCCAGUUGUCCACCCCAAUGGAACAACAACAGUCUCCCCAACAACAACAGUUGGCUACACCCCAGCAAGCCUCUCUUUUCACAAAUAUGGCGACAAUAUCCCAGAAUCAAGCACAGCAACAAACACAGACUGGCAUAUUGUUCUGUACCACGACCCUUAACCCCCAUGAUCUGCCCCAGGCUCUGCUUUUCAGUAGUCAGAACCAAGGUUCAAUAGGAAAUGAUCACCUCCAAGAGAAUAUCUUUCAGGAGCAGCAACCCAUGCAAGUUGUCCCCAGUCCUGAAAAUGUUACUUUGAACAAUUCUUCAAACCAACCCACAGUCCCUCUUGCCCAGCCAACUCAGAAUCCAUCAAUUAUAUUUCCCCAAGCCAGUGUUGUGAGUGUUGCCCCACAAGACUCGUCAGAGCCCAUGUCAAUUCAAAAUCAGACUUCGAUCAUGAGCAACUCGUUUGCCAGUAUGCCUUCAACACAGACAGAACUUUUUCAGGACCAGCAACCUAUGCAGGUUGUUCCCAGUGCCACCAGCGUAACCCCUGUCUCCCCUACUGACCAACCUUCCAUCAAUCUUUAUUUGCCUGAGUCAGCCAUUUCAGCUCUCCAGAGUGGUGUUAGUGCUCAAGAGUUACCUCCAACUGCCACAGCAGCCACCAUCUUUAGUGGACCAGGUGGUGUGGCAGUGGGCGGUCUGCAGAACACCACGCCUACAACCACUCAGCAACCUCCUAGCCAACUCUUUCAGACAGCUAUUGGGGGAACUCUCAGCCAGCCUGGACAGCCUGGACAAGCAGGCCUGUUUCUCUUUGAGAUUCCCAGUGAAUGUGGACAGCUAAUUAAUUCUCCUGGUCCGACAUUGUCAGAUCAACUUGUAACCAUGGGGCAUCCAGGUUCGGAUCAGAACCAGAGCCAACUUCAGACUAGUGCACAGAUUGAAACUUUAUUGGACCAGUCCAGCAACAUUGAGGAUAAGAUAGACGAACUUCUGGAACGAUUUCAAGAGCAAGCCAAGACGCUCCCUAGGGAUUUCUUGGACCAUUAAAGAUAAUUAGUUUGAAACUUCACUCCAGUAGACCACCGUCCUCACUGCUUUUCAAUGUUUUUUGUUUUGUUUUUGUUUUACAUUUUAUGUAGGUAUUGUCUAAACUAACAACUGUCAAAUAGGUGUUUCCAGUUAUAUCUCUGUUUCUGAAAGCUUGUAAUAUGUUGUUUAAGUGGGACAUGUUACCUUCUCUUGAUGGACAUUUAAAGGCCCACUUUAUUGAAGCCAAUGUUUGGCAUGUCAACAUAUCAACUGACCCAUAAUGUAUAUUGGCACUUUGCUACUUUGUAUUGUGUUCUUGACUUCCACCUGAAUCUUCUCCAUAUGUUGGCAUCAUUAAUCUCCAUUUAUUGGCAUCAUUAAUCUGUUUUUAAUAUAAAAUGACCUAAUACAGUUCACAACUCAACUCUCUCGCCAUCGAGAUAACUAAUACAUUGUGAAUGAAUCUGAAAUAUAUUUAGCACUUUAGGGAGUUUCUAUGGGAGAUGCUCCCUUUUAGCUUAGUAACCCAUAUGUGUCUAACUGGCUGUCAAAGCUUUUUAAGUUUUGAUAGUUAUAAUGCUGUUCUAAACAAUGUUUUGUGCGAUUUUAUUUACUCUUCACUGUUUUUUUUUAGAAUAUAGCUUAUUUUAUGAGCCAUGUUUAAUGUUUGUUUUGAUGUUUUUUUUAUUAUUUGCAUACAUGUCCUUCUAAUCCAUCCAAAAUUCACAUCAUAACAUUAAUGCCCAAUGUAAAAAUAUAUAUAUAUAUCACUCCCCACCUUUUAUGUUUCAUUUUUAUUUAUUCUGUUUUUUUUAUUUAAAUGAAACUGAGGUCCAACCUUUAUACAGGAAUUCCUAUUAGGGAUGUGUAAAUGUUUGUUGUGGUAGGUGGAGAUUAUUCAGUAAGCACAAGCAUGCAAGAAGAUUUGUUGAGUUAGGCAAGUAUGCAUCUCAUUAGUACUUUAAAAGGACAUAUUAUGAGAGUUUUUAUUGGGCAGCUUUUUCUUGGACAGUGGCAGUUAGGUCCAUAUUACCUGAGGGUUCAAGAAGGGAUUGGUUUGUUUUCACCCCCAAGUUACAAUUUGCCCCAUCAUUGUUUAGAUCCACUUGUUAGGGGUGAAAGGACAUAAAAAAAAUGUAGCCAUUGUUAAUAGUCUUUCAUUGGCAAUGCAAAUUUUGACAGGAUACAUUAGAAUCUGUCGUCUUAAAACUGGUUUCUUUAUUAUAUGAUUCAGCUAUUUAAGAUUGAAAAAAAUCAUAAAAUUCUUGUUUUAGAACAAGCAACGAAGAGUUUCAUGCCACUGCUGCAAGACAAUCUUGUCAUACAAGUUUUAAGUUAAAUUUUGGUGGAUAGGAAAGUGUAUUCAACUCAGAGUCAUGUAUCCUAACUGGAAGGUUUCUCUACACUGUUCUACAGAGUUUAAUAUUCACAUUGACAGAAUGCUGCUACAUUUUGUCAUAACUGAUUGUUAUGUCCAAGUUUGUCUAGGGGUAUGACCCAUGACUCUGGCUUGGGUGUGAGAGAUCCCGGACGAGCCCCCACUUGUUACUAAUGUAUUGUUUACAACCCCCCCCACACAUUGCUAAAAUAUUUUAUUAAAUCACAAACAUAUUUGACAUUUUACUUAUUCAUAGACACCUACAAUUUUAAUUUUAAUUUUUAAAAACAUUACCUAACAUUUUCAGUAUACUUGAUUCCAAGAAGCAGCUUUUAAAUUGACAAUAUUCUCAUGUAGAUAUAAUGUGAGUAGUUCUAUUUAAAGUCUUCAUAAAUGUUUUUGCUUUGAUACAUCAGCUAUAUUUUAUAACAUACCCUUUCUUGCCUUGUUUUUUUUUUUUUUAGGUUGUGCUUUAUGUAGAAUUUGCAUAACAAAUUGUAAACAGUAGACCAGCUGGUUUAAUUGUGCUGUUCCUUUGUGAGGUAGCAGUUUGUUAAAUGCGUGCUCUCUUUGUAGUAACACAUAAUAUCUCACCUGCAAGUGAGGCAUACAUACAGUAUUUUUGUAAGACUGAAUUUUGAAAUGUACUGUGUACAUUUUAAACAUUUUAAAAGUGAAUUUUGUUCCUCCUGCAGUACUGUACUUCAUAUGUCAAUAUUCAGAGCAGUGAAGAUGUUUUUGUCCCCAUCACUGUUACAAAAUGGAGAUAGUUAUGUGUUUUGUUGGUGAAAAUUCAAAUACUGUCAAUUUAUGAAUUAUUAAAAAAAAAGAAAAAAAAAAGUGGUUUUGCAUAGAGUGCAAAAGGGUGAAUCUCCUUAAAACUGUCAAUACAUCUCUGGGUCAUAUUUCACCCCAACAUACAAAGAAAACAAAUAUGGCAAUGAACCUAUUUUUUGUUAUUUAUUUGCAUUGUGACAUUAUUUUUAUGACAAGCACAUCCCCAGGCCCUAAAAAAAUUUGACCAUAAUGUAAAAAAGAUAUUAUUAUUACCAUAAUGUCAAAGAAAUACUAAUACUUUUAAUUCUAUUGAAAAGUAAAAUUGUGAGUGUAUGUCAUGGUUGUAUUUGUUGUAUUGAAUUACAUUUAUUAAACAUUUCUUCCCAUUGUGGUCCUGACCGAACAAUUUUUUUAAUUAAUUAUCAUGAAGAUAAUGCUAGAAAGAAGAAAAAAAAAAAAAAAUUAAUGACUCCAAAAAGGGCUUCAUUUUAUUAUUAUUAUUAAUAUUAUUAUUAUUAUUAUUGUUUUUUUGCAAAGCAUAAUUUCUUAUUUUGUCUUUUGAUUUUGAGGUGAAUUAUGACCCAGACAUUUGUUUGUGUUAUGAAAUAUAUAGGCUAAUGUUCUGGAUUCUGCAUUCCAUACAAAGCCAUAAAAAAAAAUGUAAAAAAAAUUUAAAAAAGAAUCUGAGUCAAAGAAUGUGUGUGUUUUAAAUCAUGGUGUAGGGCAUAUAGAUUCACACUACAUCUAACCUAAGGACCAAUUAUGAAGACUAAAGUUUUUUCUCAAAACAAGGCAGCAGAAACGCUAUCUUUUUGAUAAGUAAUUGCGAGUCCGUUCUUGGUUUUUUGAUACUGAUGAUCCAGCUUAAAUCAGAAAUCAAACUGUAUGUACAACGAACAAAAACAUUACUGCAAAAAUCCAUCAUUUAUAUGAACUUUAAUGUUUUAAGAGGUUGUAUUUUUGUUCUUUUACUUCACAUAAUAUUGUGCUUUUUGAUUGGAAGUACUUUGUGCCUUUGCAAGCCUUUCCUCUUAUUUCUAAAGGACCUUUGUACAUAAUGAAAUACAUGUUGGAAUUAGUAGAGUUACUAACUUACUGCAGAAGUAAAAAACUACGAUUCUUUUUUAAACUGUUUUGUCUGGUCAUGUUGACAUUAACCAGUCCAUCAGUGUAGUCUACAUCCAUCAGUGUACAUCAGAUCUAAACAUUUAUAUCAUGAAAUUGUCAUGCAGCCUCAACUCACAUUUUAAUUUUAUUGUAAUUUUUGUCAUUCUCAUCCACUGGUGGUCAUUGAUCGGGCAGCAGGUUUAAUGUAAUGAUAUUUGAAGGACUUUUUGUGAAAUGUUUACUGAAAACAAGGUUUGGAAGAGUGCUUACCCCAAUCACCAGCAGUUAUUUGUGAUCUUAUUUUGUGUGUGUAUGUUAAAAAGAGAGUAUUGUAACACACUCUUGCACAGUUUUAAAUUUGGUUUGCUUUUAUUUGAUGUGAUUAAUGUCCUUGUUUUUUUUUUUUUUUUUUUUUUUGUCCUAGGGUUAACAGCAGUGUACUCAUGAGUGUGUAAUGAGAUUAAGCAUUGUGAAGAAACAUGAA